Molecule: messenger RNA, 591 nt
Organism: Gracilinanus agilis (Agile Gracile Mouse Opossum)
Lineage: Eukaryota; Metazoa; Chordata; Mammalia; Didelphimorphia; Didelphidae
Gene: HINT1
Product: histidine triad nucleotide binding protein 1
Exons: 3
Coding region: 81-461 (126 amino acids)
Biological process (GO): purine ribonucleotide catabolic process
Cellular component (GO): cytoplasm; nucleus
Molecular function (GO): hydrolase activity
Source: RefSeq, a predicted model, not a curated record
ACCCGCCGGGGCGUAGAAGCCGUGUAGCUGCCGCCGGGGAAGGUGGCAGCUGGAUCCGGCUCCGAGGGAGAAUUGUAGCAAUGGCAGAUGAGAUUAGCAAAGCACAGACUGCCCAGCCUGGCGGAGACACUAUCUUCGGGAAGAUCAUUCGCAAGGAAAUCCCAGCCAAAAUAAUUUUUGAAGAUGACCAGUGUCUUGCUUUUCAUGAUGUUUGCCCACAAGCCCCAACUCAUUUCCUGGUGAUACCUAAGAAACCUAUUCCCCAGAUAUCUGUAGCAGAAGAUGAUGAUGAAAAUCUUCUUGGACACUUAAUGGUUGUUGGCAGGAAAUGUGCAGCUGACUUGGGACUGAAGAAAGGAUACCGGAUGGUGAUCAAUGAAGGUCCUGAUGGGGGACAAUCUGUCUAUCAUAUCCAUCUGCAUGUCCUUGGUGGACGUCAAAUGAAAUGGCCUCCUGGAUAAAUUGUUGGAAUGAGAGCAGCUGGUUUUUAACAUAUGUUAAGCUGAGUAUACUUAAAAAUUUUUUUCGUUAAAUAAUAAAUUGGGAAAUCAUUUCAAAAGGUACACAAUAAAAGAUCUGUUUUCCAUGCUA